CAUAUUCCACAUCAUAUUGCGUAGUUACUACGAGUUUCCAGGUAUUAAUAGAUAUUAUUAGCAUACCUGUUAACUGCAGUCAUGACGUUCUUCACAGCGACACCGAAUGAACUGGACUCACGGACGCCGACAUCUUCGAAAGGAAAUUCUGGAGCCUGUGGGACUCCAAAAUUGCUGAAUUUUAGCUAUAAACUCGAUUAAAGUAUUAAUAAUUUCAUAUAUCAUUACUUAGUAUGUAUUAAAUCUGAUCCCAGACUGAAAAUCGAAUCAGAAAUGUGGGAAUAUAGAUUGGGAUUUAGUUCCAGCGACGCGGCGACGCUCGAUGGUUUUCACUUGUUUUUCGAUAAAUAUGAAUUAUGAAUUCUCGAUUUUGUUAGAUUAUACGUUUAUCAAAACUUUGAAAGUAAAUUUUGGAAACAAAUUUCAAUUUCUAUAAACUAAAUUAACUGAAAAUGCUAGCGAUCUCGAUUAAUUCGCUUAAUUCAAAUCUGUACUAUCUAUAUUGCAGUCGCUCGCGCGAUCCACCUAAGAAUAUCGCACAUGUUGCAGCUCAAAUGAAUCAGGAAUAUUUUUGUAAUUAUCGAUAAAGCCUAAAAAUUGUAGAAGCAGUUCGAAUAUGUAUAUUCAUUUAUGUAUAUUUCCGGUCUCUGUGUUUGCAUUCCAUAGUUACGAACAAAGAGCAUAGGGAUACACGACCUCGCCUUACCGCCAAUUCAAAAGUACCCAGUGGGCUCUGCUUCUAUUCAUUUGACAUUUGGCGCAUGCAUUAACGCGAUAGCAUCCAACUAUGUUCAGUUAUUUAUAAUAUUGUGCAACAAACUGAAAUAUUUAGUUCGAAAUGGACGAAGAGAUUGACAUUUACGCUGAUUUACCCAGUUUCAACGAAGACAAUGAAAAUCAUGCGGAAAAAAAUAAGAUACUUUCGGAGAAUUGUGUGGAACUGGAAAAGAAAGUUGAUGAUCUGACACAGAGCCUCGAAGCUGUAAAGAAGACAAAUCAUAAUUUGGAAGUUAACCUCUCUUCUUUACUGCAAACAGCUAAAGCAGAAAUAGCCAGAAAGGAUAGAAUGAUUGCUGAUCUUAGAAAAGAAUUAGAAGACAUACGAUUCCGAAGAGGAAGUAACAAUCGACCCGCACAUCGUAGUCCUCCAAGAAAGAAGAGAGAAGAAAUUUUUAAAAGUAAAGACAAUAGUGUUCAAAUACCUAAAGUGCCGGAUUUAACUGAGUUUGUAUGUGAUCCUCCUGUAUCUGAUGAUGACGACGAUGAUACUACCAACAAAUCGCAGCAAAUUAAUGCUCUUGCAAGCACAGUGUUUGGUCAGCGAUUGCACAAGAGGAUUCUCAAAGAACAGGAAGCAGAGAAGAUGCAAAGUUUACGAUCCAAGGAUAUUGGAGAACAGGAUCUUCGGAAGCAGAAUAUUGAACCUAGUGUAUCAAGACUGGUUGACGAGAAUGUUGAAGUUUCUUCAAAAGACUCGAGCCAGCCUCAUAGUCCCAGGUUAGAUAACAAGGGAAGCAAUGUAACUAGGACAAAGCACAAGGAUUCGAGCCUUGAUUCGGAGCAUAGUUCACAUUCUCAGGAAAUCAAUAGUCAUACUAGGUGGAAAACUUCAACUGUUGAUGAUCGUCGUGACAGAAAGAGACCCUUGGUAGACAACUCGGAUACGAAAAAUUACAAAAGAUUUAAGACGAAUGACCGUGAAAGCAGGCAUCGCGAUAGAAUUUCUCAUGUAGAUAGAAGUGAUCGUUCUAGCUCUAGAAAAGGAAACAGAAAUAAAUCCAGGGAUCGACACAUUAAUGAAUUUGUUGCGGAUAAUACUAAAAGUAAAGGAGGAAGCGCUACCACAACAGUUGAAAAUGAACAUGAAGACGGACAUAACAGAGUUGCGUUACGUUUAUUACUACUCGCGGAAGGAAUUGAUCCAGAUCUCGAUGAAAACAAUUCGGUCAAGCAUGAAAAAAGAGCUUUUUCUGAUAAGGGGGAGGAUGCGCGGGCGAACGGUAAAAAAUUCAAUAAUACACGGAGUAGAUCUAGAAGCACGGAGCACAAUAUUCGUAAUGAAAAAAAUAAACGCUAUAACAGAUCGCGCAGUAGAACGCCCGAAAAAUUUUACAAAAGUAAAAAUCGAGAUAGACGUAACGACAAUAGUUAUAGAAAAACAAGCAGGGACAGAUUCGAUAGACGAAAAGAUCAAAAAAAUAAAGACGGUGAUAAUCUGAGUGAAUUUAGUCAAGAAAUUCAUGAAUUGAAGGAAAAAAUUGAGCACAGCGAUCGAGUAGAAAAGAGUAAAAACCUAAAUGCGCACAAAAAAAUUAAUGACAGAACCCACCACAACGCGAGAUCUAAGACACCGGACAAUAAUAAAAGAAAUAGCGAAGAAAAGAUAACCCGCGCGUCCUCUAAAGAUGAAAAGUCGUCCAGAAAAUCAAAGUCGCGAGAAAAAAAGCAUUCUAGAGAGCGGAACCGAAGACCAGAUCAUGACGAAACCCGCGUUCCUUCUGCAGCUCAGACUUCACAACCUGUUGUACGGGCGAUAAAAAAUAUCGGGGGCGAAGAAAUUUUACCUCCCGAGGACAUCGCGGAGUCGUCAAAUGUCCCGGAAACAAAGAGUUUGGUAUCUCUGGAGGACGGCGAGAUCGUAGAUAGCGUUACAUCUAGUCCUGUUAAAAGUAUAAACAGUAUUGCAAAUGAUAGUAAAGAAAUGUUACCGAGAGUCAGCAAGCUUCAUUUAUCUGAUCCAAAGCAAAUGAUACCGCAGGAAAAGUGUUCACAUCCGUUAAGAGAAAUCGGAAACAAUCAAAUUUACGAACAACCCGUAGUUUCCGGUGAAACAGUGUUGACGAUUCCCGAAUCAAACCGACCAGCUGGCCCAAGUGAGGCUUUGAAUAUCUCGAAAGAAGAAAGAAUUGAAAAUAUAGCAGAAUUUAUCGCGAAUUUUACGCAAAAAGGGAAUGAAAAUUCUUCACAAAGUCGAAAAAAAGAUCAACCGGACGAUGAAAUAUCUCGCAAUAACUCCAUGGAUAUGAAACAAUCUGAAACUGUAUCGUCAGCUACAAAAGAUUGCAAUAAAAAAAUGCAGAUCACGAAUAAUACCGUUUUGCAAGGUUCCUCCAAAGACGAUUCUCCGAUAAUACCUUACGAAAAAAAUGACGAUAAUAUCAGUAACAUGAAUCAGAAUGAAAAGGCAAAUCGUACAGAUAAUGAUUGGUGUCUGAUUGCAAUCGAUAGCCCGGUGAAAAAUUUCGAAGAGAAUAGAAAGACUAGAUUGAAAUUUCAGGAAACACAGAUAGCUAAAAAUGGCGAACUUGAAAACAUCGUCGCUUUCGAUAAACCUGCACCUGAAAACUCAAAAGACGAUUCUAAAAUUUCAUCUACUGUGGAUUCGAGUAAAAAGCCAGAACCUGUUGACGCAAAAGUUACCCCCAUAAAAACGGCAAAAGGUAAAAUUAAGGGACCUGGAAUCAAAUCGUUCAAAUCAACUUACUCCAAAUUCGGAAAAGAAAUAGUGUUGUCCGAUGCAAAUUCUGAACAAUGUACUAGAAUUGCAUCGUCUGUCUCUGCUAAACCCACUAUAAAAUGCCUCGAUGAUGCCGAAACUGAAGUUCAAGGUAAAGAUGGUUCAAAAAAAGUUGAGGGGCCUAGUGGUAAAGUAAAAAAAGAUCAACAAAAGGUGAUCGUCUCUGGUAGACGGAGAAAACCGGUACUUUUAGAGGACAGUACGUCUGCAUCAAGCGUUGCUAUCAGCCCAAAUUCAUCUACCGAUUCGGUGGUUGAUUUCCCAGUGAAUAUUGUAGCUAAUAAGAACCCAUCUCCAAAUAAUUGCGAUGGAUAACAUUGACGAUCCAAUUGAUAAUUGUGAAAAUCGAAGACUACCAAAAUGUAAGCACUGAAUAAAAAAAUCGGUACCAGGAAGAAACGUAAAACUCGAAAGUUGAUCCAGUUCAUUUUUUUGUUGAUUAAUAGUUUUGUUUUAUGAACAAUUACUUUCGCGUAUAAAUAUUUCGAAUGAUGUUACUGCUUCUUUAUUCUGAAAUCGCAUUGUUCAGCUCUUGUAGCGAGUUAUUACCGAUGUACCGAGUCAUAUUUAGUUGCUUUACUUUUCGUACGAUUAAAAUUGACAUGAUCAAAUUAUAAUCCGUUUCAAAAUUGUAAUUGAUCAUUUUUUUGCUUGCCGAUGAUGAAAAGUUAUUCGUUGCACCGCUCUUGUAUAGAGUUACAUUAUUUAUGUACGAACUAAUGAAUGUUCUUGUGACAUAAAUUUAUAUAUGUAAAUAUUUUUUUUUAAGAUGCAGUACCUUAGAUGUACAGACUGAUUGUUAUUUAAUUUUUAAGAAAAAGAUUUAUUGUUUUAUUCAACGGUUCUGAUUUGUUACUCUCUUCAAAUAAACAUAAAUCGUCGAUCAAAAUAA
Molecule: messenger RNA, 4409 nt
Organism: Athalia rosae (coleseed sawfly)
Lineage: Eukaryota; Metazoa; Arthropoda; Insecta; Hymenoptera; Athaliidae
Gene: FLASH
Exons: 3
Coding region: 839-3832 (997 amino acids)
Source: RefSeq, a predicted model, not a curated record